Molecule: messenger RNA, 5423 nt
Organism: Rattus norvegicus (Norway rat)
Lineage: Eukaryota; Metazoa; Chordata; Mammalia; Rodentia; Muridae
Gene: Cxcl12
Product: C-X-C motif chemokine ligand 12
Exons: 4
Coding region: 82-441 (119 amino acids)
Biological process (GO): defense response; positive regulation of calcium ion import; chemotaxis
Cellular component (GO): extracellular region
Molecular function (GO): chemokine activity
Source: RefSeq, marked validated
CCGCACUUUCACUCUCCGUCCACCUCGGUGUCCUCUUGCUGCCCAGCUCUGCAGCCUCCGGCGCGCCCUCCCGCCCACGCCAUGGACGCCAAGGUCGUCGCCGUGCUGGCCCUGGUGCUGGCCGCGCUCUGCAUCAGUGACGGUAAGCCAGUCAGCCUGAGCUACAGAUGCCCCUGCCGAUUCUUUGAGAGCCAUGUCGCCAGAGCCAACGUCAAACAUCUGAAAAUCCUCAACACUCCAAACUGUGCCCUUCAGAUUGUUGCAAGGCUGAAAAGCAACAACAGACAAGUGUGCAUUGACCCGAAAUUAAAGUGGAUCCAAGAGUACCUGGACAAAGCCUUAAACAAGGGGCGCAGAGAAGAAAAAGUGGGGAAAAAAGAAAAGAUAGGAAAAAAGAAGCGACAGAAGAAGAGAAAGGCGGCCCAGAAAAAGAAAAACUAGUUACGUGCUUCCUGCAGAUGGACCACAGUACGCUCUGCUCUGGCGCUUUGUAACCCCCCCUUCCCUCUCCGGGGGCAGACCCCACACUCCGGGCAGGUGCUCAGACUGAUGGUAAACUCUUCCCUCUUCUGGGGGCAGACCCCACAUCCCAGGGAAGACCCCACACCCCGGGGCAGAUGCUUAGGCUUUCCUGCCCCGGCGGCCACACCAGCUGCUGUAUUUAUGCGCUUCUUAAGGCCCUGCUCUGUCUGCUAAGCUAUGAAGAAAGAUGUGCAGAGACUGGGGUGGAGGCUAAGCCACAGAGGACCUGCCUAGCCUGGCAGCUUGCCCCGAGCUGAGCCCCUUGGCCAGGAGUUCACAAGGCUCACACCUACAAUCCCAUGAAGGCCAGGGUGGUCUGCUUAGCCAGGAAAGGGCAUGUGCCUUCCCCUCAACCACACUGCCCCCUGUGGCCUUCUCAGGUAACUGACUUGCUCUCAGGCCCACGGGGAGCUUUUCCAAAUACCCGCGGCCUGGGAAGGGACUUCAUUCAGCCCUGCUGCCCGGGCUGUGGGAGCAGCUUGGUUUCAACACAGAAGGGUAUCUGCAGACUGUGUUGGGUGAAAAGCAGGAAGAAUGAAGUCUCAGAGAACGCAUGUUAGCUGCUUCUCAGGGAAUCUUUCCUUUGGAAAAUUCACUUUAGAGUCUUUAAACGGGUCCCUCAUGGGGAGGGCAGAUGUGCUCUGGGACUUUCUGAAGGGCCAGCAGCUUCAGGGACUCUUAGUCUGUCCUCCCCACCCUUGGUCUCAACAUUCCUAGAAUGGUGUGCUAUCCGGUCACCAAUGCCUCCGUCCUCACUCCUGAGAGAUGUCUGCCUUCUGUGGAUUGGGUUAAAGCUCUGGAAUUACCUAAUAUCCCAACCCACCACCCUCACCUGGCAAUUUUUGUCUAGUCUUUUGUUUUUGUCUUUCUCCGUUUUGGAUUAGAAGGAUAGAGGGCAAGGCUCUGAUUUUAGCAGUGUUUUGGAGAAAAAAAUUUUUUUUCUUCAUCUCAUGUAGACACACACACACACACACACACACACACACACACACACACACACACACACAUCUUGUACCCCAGACUUCUGGGUCUAAUUUUCAUAAUUGGGGCAGAAAGAAGAAAUGAUCUGAAGAUACAGCAAAUGGAUUGCAGGGGAAGGAAGGCCCAGUGUCCUGUGUGUCAUGCCCUCUUGGGUCCCUAAGUUCUAGGUUCCUUAGAGGGUCUAACAUUAAAUAGGUAAGAGGCCUUCAUGGUCCUUGCUGGGGAAGGGUCUCACCAGGGAGCUUCAGGGAAGACCCAUGUUACGAACUCUUACACUUUAUCUGGACAGCCCUCCUGGUCCAUACCCUCUCCUCAGAUCUGAGGUAUCGGGGUGGGCUAUUGGUGGGCGUCUUUCAAGCCCAGGGUUACUGUCUGUUCUUCUUGGGGCAGCCAGUUACAGUCUGGUCUCAGUGGCCUCGGCUGCAUCCUUCCUACUGUUGACAAAACACUUCUGAAGGCCAGAUCUGUGCUCAAGCCAUAGUUCUGCCUAGAAAUGGAUGCCCAGCCCCUCCAGGACACUGGGAAGGACUGUUGGCCCCUAACAACCAAAGGCCAUACUGAGGCUGCCCUGAGUUGGAAGACCACUUUCCGAAAUGCCCCUGGACUCUGCCUCCCACCAUCCACCCCUGACUCCUAGGAGUUAGAGAGUAGGAAAACAGUUUGUUUCUUAGGAACCACAGCAAGCUCCCAGGAGCCCUCUGUGCUUAUGAAGCCCAUCUAAUGGGCAGCCCCAGCCUUCUGGACAGAGUCCUCAUGGAAAUGCGUGAGAAGCUGAUUUCGUCUAAGGAUGGGUUGAAGGUAGGAUGUGCUCCUGUAUGUUCUCAGGCAGGUGAGAGAGGGUCUUCCUUACAGUAUCUAGCAUAAACACCUUCUGGAAGGUUCUGCAGCUCUAGAGAUCACCUCCUCAGUGCCAAGACCUCUUCUGGUGGUGUGGGAGCAGCCAAGAGAUUUCAAGGAAGAGUGAUUAUUUGAUGAAAUAACUUGAAUUAUAUCAAGAGUGAAUAUUUGAUGGGAACUGCCUCUUCUCUUGGAGUUCUGAGGCCUGGGGAUGCCCAGGAACUCAGGGCACCUGCUGUUGUUGGAGUCGAUGCAUAGUCUCAACACCAGUGUCCUAAGGUUAAGGCAGUGUGCCUUGUCAUGUGUUCCUUGUACCAUGCCUCCUGUGCCAGUGUGUGUGCCUUAGCCUGUGCUUGACAUGUUCACCCGUCUUCUCUGCUUGCCACCACCACCCAGACCCUCAGCAUCAGUCCUGGCUGUGCCCCUCCCUGCCCUCCCACUCUCUCAGGCCUUGGAAGGAAGAUGGCUCGACUGCAAGCUGAACUAAGGAGUAGGGCCUGUGGCUCCUGCCAGGCCACACAGCAUCCCAGGCACGUGGUGAGAAUCCGCCUUAAUGUGUCUCCUCUGUUCUUGUCAACAGGAGGCUCAAGAUGUGAGAGGUGUGAGUCAGACGCCUGAGGAACUUACAGAAGGAGCCUAGGUCUGAAGUCAGUGUUAGGGAAGGGCCCAUAGCCACUUCCUCUGCUCCUGAGCAGGGCUGAAGCCAUUUCCAAGGGACUUGCUUUGCAGUUUGCUACACUUUCACCAUUUGAUUAUAUAGCAAGAUACAUGGUAAUUAUUUUAUUUUCAUUUAGUCUGAUUCUCCAAUGUCAUUGGUGACAGGCCAAGGCCACUAUGUCAUCUCCUUUGUUCUAGUAUCUUUCCCAUGAAGGACCUUUUCUGAAUAGUGGCUCCCAAGGUUUGUCUCUUUGAGCUGAGGCAGGAGGCUCACCUUUUUCUGAUUAGAAACUGGGUGUUCCUACCCCCAAGGAUUGCAGGGCUUUCCCCAAGCUGAGGCAGGAGUGUGAGGUCAGGGAAGAGCGAGAUCCACCCUCAUCCCAUGCUCUCCUCUUCAUCCCACCAUGCUCAUCUCUGUCUCAUCCAUCACCGUGUGUCUGCAAGACUGUCUCCAUGACCCUGAAAAAGGACUCUCUCAAGAUGAACUCCUUUACUCAAAUGGGACAGCAAGAAGGAAAAGGAAGUGUCUGUUGUUCCGCCCAAACCCUUCGCGCGUCUAUGUCUUGUUUGGAAUAUUGUCUCUUCAACCCCCUGCUUCUGUUGACCUCCAUGACCAAUGUCUCAUCUGUGCACUGUCUCUAACCCAAAUGCAAAGGCUGUGUAUGAGGUAAUGGCCCUGAGGUCCAGGUUUUCAUGGAAACAGCGCACUGUCUCCCUGUUCACAGGCUCAUUUUGGACACACAAAGCCCAAAGAAAGGUGGUUUGCAACAGAGCUCAGCUCUAAGAACUGUAGAUCCUUCAUAUUUUCGUAACUGUUAGCUCUAAAUUGUGGGUUCUUAGCUUCCUGGAACCGAAUGCAUUCUUCUAUUGAGGACUAGCACGUCUCAGUUCUUUCCAAUUAUUUUUAAAAGCCAAUGAAUAAAAGCAUCAGCAUUGGGCCCCACUGGGCGGGCAUUUCUCUAGAAAGGGGAGAACCACCUACCUUUCCUUAGGACAGCCGACCAGCACGGCCCAGGAAGUGUUUUGUCUUCUGCAGUUUUUAUACAAGCUCCCUGCCACCUUUGACAAACGCACAGUUAAGAGUCAGUAUCUAGUUCUUCAGAGACAAAGAUGGAGGGAGUAAGAAGGGGAAGGGAAACGGAGAAAGCUACCAAAAGAUCAUCCUCAAAAGCAGGUGUUUGAGAGUGAACGAGCUGUAGAAUUGUUAGUGAUGUGUGUGUGGUGAGGGAUUUCUAUAAAUAGUCAUUCAAGUUGAUUUCACAGCAGAUGAAAAAUCCAACCAGCAAGAUUUUGAUCAAAUUUGGACAACAGCAACAAAACUAAAAAUGUGAAGCCAGUUGGGAUAAGGGGCAUAUGGUUUGCUGCAGACUGGGUCCCCAUGUGGAUUCAGAAUUAUUUUAAACUCUCUUGACAUCCGGGGCCCCCACAAGAGAAAUCUGGAUUGCUGUGCAAUGGCCACUUAGCAUCUAAUCCAAGCUUUGAAGGAAACAAAUACAGCCUUGCACCUUCUCUCCAGUUAGGGAUCCUUUUAAAGUCUCCUUCACAGGGAGGAUAAAGAGACUGGGUAGAAACUGGAGGGAGAUGAAUUUGUGUAUCAAUUCCGCUGCUGACAGUCAGUUUCUAGAUGGAGACAGCCUGCCUAGAGCAAAUGUGCAUUUAAAUAGGACAUUUACAUGGGAAAAGCCUCUCCCCACCUUAAUCCCCCAUGCUCCCGCUUUCAAAAUACAAGCACAGCAGUCCUUGAAUGGUUGUUGACCCCGGACACCUAACUGUCCCUGAUGGUCCUGGUGCUGCCCGAAUUCCCUUGGGCGCCAAGUAACCUGCCAGGCAGCCAGUCCCUCUGUCACCAGCCUUUGCAUCUGGAUAGGGAAAAGGGGGUUGGAGACAUACAGUCUGCUUUGUGUUGAAACCCAGAUUUGUACCCUGUGUUUACACUGUGCUGCCUGCUCUCGGGGACAGUGGGAAGGAAGUGCAGCCGAGGUGGCAGACCCCUCUGAUUCAUUGCCUGGUCGGCUUUGAGGGAGGGUUUGGAGAGCAAAAGGCUGCAUUCCUCUGUGGGACUUGGCCUGAGGCCUUUAGGCCUCUCCAUCGAGUUCUGUUUAUCUUCUCAUGGGUGAUUAUCUCGGCGGCGUCACCAGGGGCUUCCUCACAGAAGUCAUUCCUCCGCAGAGCUUGCAGUGUCUACGCAGCGAUGGUUUCAGUGUUGCAUGUGGUGAAUACUGUAUUUUGUUUCAGUUCUGUCUCCCAGAUAAUGUGAAAAUGGUCCAGGAGAAGGCAGCUUCCUAUACGCAGUGUGUGCUUUCUUAUUCUCGUUUUUAAUAUAUGACAGUUAUUUGAGAGGCCAUUUCUACUUUGAAGUCAUAUCAAUGAAAAAUGAUGUAUCUUCACCUACAAUUUUUCCUAAUAAAGUUCUGUAUUCGAAUGUA